AUGAAACGCGCAGUGUUAGCUCCAGCUUCGCUCUUCCCUCGCAAGCUCUCCUGUCGCGUUCUUUUGAACGCAAGUCGCCCGGCGGCGCUUCGGCUGCCAACGCUGCGGUGCGGGGAAGAAGAGUGGGAGGACGAGGCAGGCACACGCGACAGGGCGGAGGGCGCCGAAGAAGGUGAAGCGGGUGAAACAGAUAGGGGCAACCCAGACACGGAAGACGCAGUCCACGACCUGACGAGAGGGGACACGAGGCACGACCUCCGAUUCAUCGACGAGGGCGGGCUCUCGGGAGGAAGCGAAGAAAGAGAAGGAACGGAGCACAAGUCAGAGUUGAAGACCAGGCACGGUGAGGGAGAGACCGCUUCACUUCGAAGGCACAACGCGUUCCUAUCAGAGCCCGCGCGACUGUACGAAGUAGAUGAAAGAGAUGUUUUUCUGAGCAUGUCACAGUUCUCUUCAAAUCCCUCCCGUUCCUCCCUCGGAUCGCCAACGUCGUCCCCUCCUUUCUCGUCAUCGUCUUCGUUCUCUCUCUCGUCGUCCUCUCUCUACUCGUUGCCGUCACUGGCUGCCUCUUCUGGAGCUCACCCGCACCCCGCCGACUUCGCGCCUUCCUCAGCUUCGACCGCCUCGUGGCGCGGGAGAGACUUCGCUUCUGGCCGGGGCGUCUCCUCUUCGACACGCCCGCCUUCUUCCACAGCGCGGCCUGCAUGCGGAUUCUCACACCACCCUGGGACGGAGAAAGAGAGCAGCCGUCGGCAGGGGACCUUUCGUGAUCGCGGGCCGGGAGAGGGUCGCGGAGUCUGGCCUCUCUUUUCCUCAUUGGAAGGACAGGAAGAGCCGAGCGAUGAGAGUGAAGCCGCCAGCGCGACUCCAGAGAGCGAGGGGACUGGGGGAUUGAAGCGAGAGGGAGACGGGCAAGAAGACCAACAAAAGAAAAGCAGGGAGAGCGGAUGGCGGCGAAAGGACGAUGAACACGACCACGAAGAACGAUGUGAAAAGCGACUCCACGGAAGCGAUCAGAAAGAAGAAAAGAAGGACGCGGAUGUCGCGAGAAAAUCCGAGCCUGAGCUAGGCGAGGAGAGAAAUCUCGCUCGGGAGACAUUCCAAGAAGUCGCCGCUUCAGCCGCAAGCAGCAUUCUGAUUCGAACGCUCCUCUUCCGAGGCGACGCGUUGUCUGUCGGAACUCGCGCGCAGAUCGUGCAGAGUCUCCUGCGCAUCGCCCAGGCUGCCUCGCCAGCGCCUGUCUCUCCAGAUGAGCCUGUCGCUCGACCGAAGCCGGCCCUCUGGUACCAAAUGCUGGACGAGGACGUCGUUCCUGCGCUUCUUCCGUUUCUUCUCUCCGACUCCGAGCAGGAGUCUCUCUCACUCGCCGCCCUCCGCUCGGAUGGCAGGAACGCGCCGCCUCCGCUGUGGCGGCGGUGGAUGUGGAGAACGGCCGAAGGCGAGAAGAGAGACUUUCCUGAGAGGCGGAAAGCGGGCCUUCAGGGGCCACCCGAGUCGGCAGGUCGAAACGGCGCGGGGCGGGCGGAGUUGACGAAAGACGUUCACGCGCGAACGCGUGGAGACGCGGAGGAACAAGGGAGAGAGGCGCUGCUGAGACAGCUGCGCACGCAGCAGAGAGACGCGAGAAAAAGUGCGCUGCUUCUGAUUCACCUUCUCGCGAAGGAGAUUCCGCAUGCAGUGAACACGCACGCGCGGGCCCCCGCGCUGAUGGCGGUUCUCGCGCGGCUGCAGGGGAAGCGCGCAGAAGAGAGAGACGUCCUCGACCGGGCCCAGAGAGAGAGAACGCAUCGAAGUCGCAGCAAUUCAGAAGAAGAGGCAACUGGCCAAGUGGGAAAGGCCCCGGUGUCCGUGCGCCUCGGACCUGCCGAAAGGCGAUCUCCUGUAGCCUUCGCUUCUCCGUCCCCCGCCGCGCCCUGUGACACACUCUCAACUGCGGAAGAAGGCACAUGCGGCGACGACGCCUCUAACUUGGGUUCCUCCCCUCCUCGCUUUUCUCCCUCGCCUUCUCUCCUGCCUCUCGGCGCACACACCGCGCCCGCGAGCUUUGCAGAUCGCAGGGCCGGAGAGAGAGACGAGCGGACCGAAGCAGAGAGCGCCGACGGUGAAGGCGACAGGGAAGAAGACAGGGAAGAAGGGAGAGGAGAGAGAGAAACUGCGCACGUCGAAGCUGGAGGUGGGACUGGUGGAGAGGCCGAAGCGAAGGUGGAUGCACAAGAAGGGAAAGUUGAGCUUCGAACGAGGGCAGGGGAGACAAGAAGAGGAGACACCGGAGGCGCGAGAGAGACAGAGGGACGCGACGCGGAGACAGACCGAGAGACGCGUCUGGCGGCAGAGGCUGAGGAAGGGGAGGAGAACGCGGCGAGCGAGAGCCAAGAUGGACAAGUCACGGAACCGAAGGGAUCCACGACGCGAGAGAAGGCCGGAGAGCCGACUGAGCCUGAGAGAGAGAACGGAGAGAACCGCGUGGAAGUGCCUGAGGCGGCGCCUCCCAGGAGGACACGAGAAGAAAAGGACAUGGCAGAGCAGCGAAGCAGUCAGAAGGUGCGGACACGCGUUGCAGGGGGAGCACACUCGCGAGCGCGCCGUGAAGAGGAAGCCGCCGAGCGCUCCGACCUGCCUUCUUCGUCGCCGCGGUCUCCUUCUUCAUCUGCGCCGCCAGACGGGACGGACGCUGGAGAAGAGCCCCUCGGGGCCCGUUCGACGUCUCGCGCGCCUGACUGUCAUCGAGCCUCGCGAGGAGCCUUCUUUUCGCGUCUCCUCGGUCUUUCCCAGCAGGACAAACAAGGCCCUCGUGAGGCGAGCAGUCCGCCGGCAGGCGAGGCAAAGGGGGAAGGCACGCCUGCCGACUCGCCGCUUUCUUCAUCUCCAUCGCCCGCGAAGCGCGUCGCUAACGACUCUCCGGAGGGGGAAGAAGGGGAAAGGCCGCAGAGGCAAAGCGCGCCGCUGUCUUCUGCAGGCCAUGGCGCCUGCGGCAGCUUCUCGGAGAAAGCCGCGCGGGAGAGGAGUCCGCGCGUGCUCUGGAUCCCCGUUCUCCUGUCGGCAAACCCGGAGCAGGAAACGGAGAUCGUCCAGACAUCCGUGGGCGCUGCUGACCCUCACGGCAAACUCCUCGAUUCCCUCCGGGCUCGGCUCGCAGAACGAAGAAAGAGAGACAAGAGAGAGGAAGAAAGAGAAGAGCGAGAGACCGAGCAGGAAGAAGCGAGAGCAGAGGAUACCGUGGAGGGAGAGGAGAAGAAAGAAGAGAGAUAUGGUGCGCGGGACUGGGGACCGGAUAGAGAAGGCCCGGCAACCGUGACGUCGGAGGAAGAAAGGGAAGAACAAGACAUGAGCGAGACACACGGGUUGGGAGAAUUUGCUCCUCUCACUGAAAAACCUGCAAAGGCGCAACGCGCCACGAGGCCUCUGCGCUCUUUGGGUUCGGAAACAAAGAAAGACAGUCCGACUGAAAACAGUGCCGAAGCAGACCUGGCGGACAUUCUCCACGAUCGCUCGUUCUUCGUGACUGAAGGCGGAAUAGGAAUCUCGCAAGAAGAAAGAAAAGGUGGACGAACUACCAGCGCACGAGCCGGCGACGACGAAUGGGGACUCCUUGGAGUCUACUUCCCAGCCCACCAGGAAACAGAUGCGCCUUCUUCUCUUUCUUCCUCUCCACUUGAGAUUGUUGCGUUGUUUCGUGGGCCAGACUUGGUUCGUUCGGUCGCGCGUUUCGUUUCGCCGUCCUGUCCGCUGCUGCGUGGCGAAGAGCAAGAUUUCUCGAAGCGAGAGCGAGAAAGAGAGCUCAAGCGGGCGGAGAAGCUGCUGCGGAUCGAGGGCCUGCGUUUGCUUCUCUCGGGUGCGCAGUCGACUCACGAGGAAGUCCGAAGCCGGUCCCUCCACACGCUCCUGCGCAUCCUGACGGGACGGUGGAGCCACGUCGCGCUCACUGCUGACGAGCUGGCGAGGACUGCAGGAAGCUGGCCAGCGAAGGAGGGCCGGAACGCCUGCCCCGAGACGGAGACGCGGGAGGCCAGGGACGGCGCGCGCGGAACUGCAGAGCCUCUCCCGAAGCAGCGAGACGAAAGCGGAGAGAAGAGCGACCGGGAGAAACGGCGGGGAGAAAGAAAGGCGCUCGUCGACCUCCUGGUAAGUGCUCUGUGGGCGUCCGUUCAGACGCGGCACAACACGGCUCGCGGAGCGGCUCGGACUCUCUCUCUCUCUGCCUGGGAAGAACAGGGCGAAGCGGCAGGCUUGGAGAUGCUCUACGUGCUGUGUGUCCUUUCUGCCGACUGGCUGAACAUCCUGCAAACCCACACGGGACUGUACGUGCUGCUCUGCGCGCUGUCUCGGGACCUCCGCGGCGUCGUCAAACUCCCGCGACCGGCUCCUCCCUCGUCUCCGUUCUCCUUCUCCGUGGCGCCUCCGGUGCUUCGCCACGCGCGCGCGCCCGCGCGCGUCGCCCGGCGCCUCCGCUUCCUCUCUGUCCUUCGGGCCGUGCUCGGCUUCCACUCUGUCCCGGACCCCGCUUGCGGGUCUCCCGCGCGGGGGCUCUCGCCGGCCGGGAGGAAACGCGGUUUGCGCAUCCUCUGUUUCGACGGGGGGGGGACGCGCGGCGUGCUGAGCAUCGCGCUCUUGAAGCAGAUCGUGGCCUGCGUCGGGCGAGAGGUGCACGAGACGUUCGACAUCAUUUGCGGAACGUCGACGGGGGGCGUGAUCGCCGCGUUGCUCGGCCUCGAGAAGGCGACUGUGACGGAGACCGAGCGGCUGUACGACUUGCUGAUUCGGGAAAUUUUCGUUCGCGACUCGGCGGCGGUGACUGGCGCGAGGCUCGUCCUCCGCCAAGCGCUGUACAACGAGAAAGGGUGGGAAGGGAUCCUCGAGAAGGCCUGGGGGAGACGCCGAAUGGUGGACUUCGCCGCCGACCCCACGUGCCCGAAAGUCUUCUGCGUCAGCACGGUCGCCUCGCCGAACCCGACGCAAGUGAUGGUGUGGCGAAACUACAACUUUCCCGUGGAACUCGUGAAGGCGGAGCAUCCGCCCGGCGCGCGCGAGGAACCGCAGGGGAAGGCUGCCGCGGGACCCGCCGCGCGGUCGGCCGGGCGACCGAGCGAGAAAGGACUCGGCGCUUUCUUCGCCCGCUGGUGGUCAACGGGAGGGACCGAAGCCGGAGAGGUGCCGGCAGGGAGCGAGGGAAACGGAGGCGGCCCGACGAAGCGUGUCCCGGCCUCGCCGCACAGCGGUUUUUCCCGCUUCAUGCAGUUCUUCCGCCCACCUCGGAAGUCUCCACUUCCCCGGUCGCGCGCAGGCCCGAACCCGUGGAGUGCGCCCCUCCCUUCGCCCACGUCGUUUCUUCUCGUGCCGUCCCGCGGCAGUCGGCACGCAGGCUCUUCGCGGAUCCUGGUGAAGGACGCGCUGCGGGCGACGACGGCGGCGCCAGGUUUCUUCUCGGGGAUUUUCUGGGAAGGCCAGGCGUUCUCGGACGGCGCGCUGCUGGCGAACAAUCCGACAGCGGUUGCGCUCGCGGAAGCCCGCGGCCUGUACGGCGCAGACGUCCCGAUCGACUUGGUCGUGAGCAUUGGGACCGGGAAGUUCCCGUCGUCCUUCUCCUCGCCGUCGCGCGGCGACUCCCUCAAGCACCUCGAGCAGACGCCGCCCGCGGAAGCGCCGGAGAAAGACGCGGCAGGCGGCUGGUCGGCGCUCCUCGGUUUGGGCGGGUGGGAGACGCUCCUCGCGCAGCUAGCGAACUGCGCAACAAACACAGAGGCGGUCCACGACCUCCUCGCGGACUUGCUGCCGCCCUCGGUCUACUUCCGAUUCAACCCCGACAUUGGCGGAAACUGGUCCAUCGACGAGACGCGUUCGGAGAAGCUGGACGUGUUGAAAGGCCUCGCGGAGCGGUUCUUCCUGGACAACCCAGAGACGCGGCGGCGCCUCGCCGAGCUGGUCAGCAAACUCCGCGAAACAAGGGACGACGAGGAGGGAGACGAACGAGGCUUGGCGGGCGUGGGCGAAAGCGUAAAAGGCGAAGGAGACCAGGAGACGGAGGACGAAUGGGAAGAUGUCGGCGCGAUGAUGGAAGAAAGGGAGGAAGGGGAGGACCACACGGGAACGCGAGACGGGCUGCCCAGCGGCAGACGGAAGCCGCAUGCACGAAGCGGAAUCUGGAACAGCUUUCUUACCGCGAUUUCUCCCCGGGAGCCUCAGGCAGGAAGAGACAAGGAGGGCGAUGUGAGCGAGGGCGGAGGCGACUGCGGGAAGGCAGAGGGGAACGCGCGGGGCGCGGAAGAAGGUGGGAGAAGCGCGGUCCGCGAGGGGUCGAAGGAGACUCUGGAGGGGGAAGGAGACGGGAGCCUGGAGAGGGUUAGAGAGCGAACACGAGACAUCCAGGCUUCAAACCCUCCAACGCAACUAAACGCUCACGAGAGACAAUCUACACCCUUCGCGGUCACCUUCCCGCCAACGCGCUCGUCUCUCGGAGAGUCUCCGCUCACGUCUUCUGCGGGGCGUUCUUCCGCUUCUUCGGAGUCGUCCACGGGCCAGCAAAGAUCUCUUUGGUCGUGGUUGGCGGGGAAGCGCAGUGCGAGAGCGUCGAGUGGGGCGGGCGCUUCCGUCUCAACCCCGGAAGGCCAAGGCGUUACAUUUUCGUUCGCCGAAAAGGUCCUGGAUGUCCUCUCGGCGCGGUCUGAGCACCAAGAGUUGCACAGACAGGCGUUCAUCUCGGCGCGAGGCGCAACGCGACUCCCUCAGUCUCCUGCGUCUUCGCGGUCGGUGUCUCUGCAUGACUACGGGCCUCCGGCGACGCGUGAAGACGGGGCGAGGAGACGGGGCCGACGGACAGGAGACACGGAGACAGCGAGACGCGGGGCGGGAGACGCCGAGCGAGAAGACGAAGCGGAAGAGUACUUGGUGCCGCCGACUGGGGUCCAGGUCGUGCUGCAAACGAUUCACACGCAUCUGGAGGAAGAGAUCGAGGCAGCCGAGAAGGCACGGGAAGAACGGCGACGCAUGCAGUUGGCGGAGCGUGCCGAGCUCGACACUGCGGAGAUGCAGCGCAGAGAGGCUCUCGCCACCAACCAAGAGUCGCAUUUGCGAGAGGAACAAGCGAUGCUCCACGAGGCGGCGAUGGAGAGCCGACGGUCACCUUCGCAGGGAUCGGUGCGCGGCGUGUAG
Neospora caninum is the source of this 7146-nucleotide messenger RNA. RefSeq lists its product as hypothetical. Gene Ontology annotation, biological process: fatty acid metabolic process. NCBI's taxonomy places the organism in Eukaryota, Apicomplexa, Conoidasida, Eucoccidiorida, Sarcocystidae. The record is from RefSeq and is a predicted model, not a curated record. The transcript has 5 exons. Gene Ontology annotation, molecular function: glycerophospholipase activity. Bases 1 to 7146 code for a protein of 2381 amino acids. Gene Ontology annotation, cellular component: membrane.